Molecule: messenger RNA, 3030 nt
Organism: Aphanomyces invadans
Lineage: Eukaryota; Oomycota; Saprolegniomycetes; Saprolegniales; Verrucalvaceae
Exons: 15
Coding region: 18-2894 (958 amino acids)
Biological process (GO): GPI anchor biosynthetic process
Cellular component (GO): endoplasmic reticulum membrane
Molecular function (GO): mannose-ethanolamine phosphotransferase activity
Source: RefSeq, a predicted model, not a curated record
CUCGCGCCACGUCGAGUAUGCCGACGACGUCGCGAACUGCGCAAUGGCCGACAGGAUUGCUGAUCCUGGGCACGCUCUUCCACGCUAUCUACGUGCUCAGCAUCUUUGACAUUUACUUCAAGUCUCCCGUCGUGCACAGCAUCCCGACAGUCGACGUCAUGCACGAGUCGUACCCCCCUCCAGCACAACGCUUGGUCAUCUUCAUUGCUGACGGCUGCCGCGCAGACACGUUCUUCGAAGCAACCGAUAGCUACGCCGUCUUUGCGCACUCGCGGCUCCGAGAAGCCAACUUGACGUCCUUGAUCCACAGCCCGUUUCAAGAUGACGAGCCGACCCGCGCCCCAUUCCUUCGACACAUCAUCAAACACGUCGGCAGUUGGGGCGUCUCCCACACGGGUGUGCCCACUGAGUCGCGACCUGGACACGUGGCCAUGUUUGCCGGAAUGUACGAAGAUGUUAGCGCGGUCACACGUGGGUGGCAGGAGAACCCCGUCGAUUUCGACUCGAUCUUCAACCAAAGCUCGCACGCAUGGCUGUACGGCAGCCCAGACAUCGUGCCCAUGUUUGCCAAGAACGUCGAGCACGUUCAUGAAAAACAUUAUUCGAGCGCAGACGAAGACUUCGCCAAAGACGCCACCGCCUUGGACACGUGGGUGUACCACAAAGUGCAGGUGCUCUUGGACCAAGCAGCGCGGAAUCGCACGCUCUUUGACCAGUUGCACUCGAACCAAGUCGUGUUCUUCCUGCACUUUCUUGGGAUCGACUCCAACGGCCAUGCGCACCGCCCCCACUCGCGAGAGUACGUGUCGAACGUGGCGCUCGUGGACCGCCUGGUCGAAGGGAUCCAUGGCAUGCUCCAAGCCUUCUUCCGCGACAACAAGACUGCGUAUAUCUUUAGCGCUGAUCACGGGAUGAGUCAGCAAGGCUCCCAUGGCGAUGGCGCCCCAGCCAACACUCGGACGCCGCUUAUCGUGUGGGGCGCCGGCGUGCAGGCCCCCAAAGAAGCCACGAACGACGUGGACGGGUUUGCCAUGGACGUGCCAACCCACUCUCACGAUCAAGUGUACGAACAACUCAAAGCUCACGCGGCGCAGGAAGCAGACGCUGUCCGCCUCUGGAACCUGACAAAGUUUGUGCGAAAAGAUGUGCUCCAGGCCGACAUUGCCCCGUUGGCCGCCGCGUUGCUGGGCCUGCCGUAUCCGAGGAAUUCGGUUGGCGUAUUGCCGUUUUCGUACUUGGAGCAAGGCCUGUACCGCGCGCGCGCAGUCGUGUUCAAUGCCAAGUCGCUGUUUGUCCAUGCGUCCACCCGCCAGGCGCAAAAGCAGCGUGCGACGUGGUCGAUCUUUUUCCGACGAUUCCCACGGCUCGACCAGUGUCUUGGUCAGUUCGCCACGAUCGAGCGCGCGUUUGGUGCCAAAGCGUACGCCGACAUUGAAGCGCUGAGCCAGCGCAUCAUCGGCGACGCCCUCGCGGGGUUGCGGCACUUUCAGCGGUACGACUGGUUCGUCCUCAUGGCGAUCAUUACGUUGGGCUAUGUCGGCUGGAUUGUUGUGCUGUAUGUGGCGGUGGCAAAAUGGCCGUUUUCGGCGGCGUCGCUCGUCCGGCACUCUGACGGGACAUGGGACAUGAGCUCCGCCACAACGGUGUCCGUCGGCAGUGCUGCCAUGUUUCUGUACAAUCGCCAAGCAACGCCCAUGUACUACCUGUACCUGUGGUUUCCCCUUGUCUUUUGGCGAUAUCUGUACAGAGAACGCCGAUUUCUGGUGGCCCAAACUGGCAUCGGGUGGCGAGUUGUCGCGCUCGUCGGUGUCAGCGUCGAGCUCAUUGUGUGGGGGUACUCGACGCGGAGCAUCUUUUCCGCCCUCUGCGUCGUUCUGGGCGUGUAUUCGAACUGGAGCAGGCACUAUGACAAGUCUAUCGCUCGCGCAUGGCUGGUGGCGUGCAUGGUCCUGGCGCUGUUUCCACUGGCGCCAUUGAACUAUGGGGAUGCGCUCGGGCUGGUCGUGGCAGGCGGGUGCGUGGGGCUGAUCGGCGGAGCCGUGAUGUGGUGGUCAGCAGCGCCAUCAUCGCCCAUCCACGGCAGCACUCUGCUCUUUCUUGCGCUCGCCAUGGGGUCCCUCCUCGGCACGAUGCACGCGCUGUCGUCGAAAGAUAGCCAGCUUGCGCCUUGGAUUUACCUCAAUUGGGUGGCCGGGUUCGGACCGAUUCUAUCGCUGUUUUGCCUUCCACCGCAGCCGCUACAGGCUCGCCUCGUGCAGAUCAUGGCGUGCGUUGCCCCGCUGUAUUUGUUGCUCUCGAUCUCGUACGAAGUGCUGUUUUACGUGUCGUUUUGUGUGUCGUUGUGGCUGUGGGUCCGCGUCGAGACAACGCGCGGCACGUCAAGCAGUCUAUCAUCGUCGCCACGUCGGUGUGGGCUCGGAGGAAUCGAUGCCGUUCGGCCUGUCGUCACGCGCCAUGACGUCCGCCUCGCGCUGUCGUACUUGGUGUUUUUCAAACUGAGCUUCUUUGCCACGGGCAACAUUGCGUCCAUGAGCAGCUUUGAGAUCUCGUCCACGUUUCGGUUCGUCACGGUGUUUGACCCGUUUGUGAUGGGAGCGCUGUUGGUGCUCAAGAUUUUGCUGCCCAUGGUGCUUGUGACGUGCGCGUUUCACGCGCUGCUGACGAUCCAGGGCCGCCGUCCGAAUCAAUUGUUUCUCCUGGUGGUGCUGCUCUCGGACGUGCUGGCGCUGCACUUUUUCUUCUUGGUCAAGGACGAAGGCAGCUGGAAAGAAAUUGGCAACAGCAUCUCGAUCUUUGGCAUCGUGAACGUCAAGAUGGUGUUCAUCCCGCUGCUCUUGAUCGUGGCCAGACUGCUCUUCCGUCACUCCCCCGACCCGCAUCGCCACUUGGAGUAGCAAGGACACGUGCCCUUUUGACACCGCGAAAGAAUCGUGGACCGUCUCUUCUCGGAACACCCCGUCCGUUGACGGCACGUCCACCUCGUCCCAUGAACUCUAAUCUAUGCGGCCACCCCCCCCCACUCCCUCUCCU